AUGUCUUCCUUCGUUUCCAAGAUCUUCACUGGUGUCAUUGCCUUCACUGCCGGGUUGACUCAAGAGCAAACUAAUGGUGUGUCCAAGUGGGGCACAUUCGAUGCACCGAAGCUCGCAAAGUACAUAGAUAGAGGCAACGGAGUUCCAUGGGCGGGCAAGACUUGUACAAAUGCAAAUCCCUACACAGAAGCUCCCGAUACAGGAGUGACGGUCAAGUACGACUUCACGAUCGAGCGACACCCGUUGUCCCCGGACGGCUACAAGAAAGAUGUCCUACUCGUAAACGGACAGUUCCCCGGCCCACUUAUUGAAGCCAACUGGGGAGAUAUGAUCGAAUUAACUGUACAUAAUCAAAUCAGCGGUCCGGAGGAAGGGACGCAGAUCCACAUGCACGGCUUUACGCAAAAGGGCACUCCUCAGAUGGACGGCGUUCCCUCUGUUUCGAGUUGUCCGAUAGCACCCAACGACACGUUCGUAUACUCGUUCAGGGCGGAUCUUUAUGGAACGGGAUGGUAUCAUUCCCACUACUCGGGCCAGAAUGUAGGCGGCCUGGUUGGUCCUGUAGUCGUCCAUGGCCCAAGUGCCCUCGACUACGAUAUCGACCUCGGCCCCGUUCUGUUGAGCGACUGGUAUCACGAGGAUUACUUGACACUCAUCGAUGGCGUCGUCGGCACAGACCCCAGUCGCUGGAGCCCGCUCGCCGACAACAACAUGAUCAACGGCAAGAUGGACUACGACUGCUCUCUCGUCACCGAUGGAACCCCUUGUGUCGCCAACGCCGGCCUUGCCAAGUUCAACUUCACCAAAGGUGCCACACACCGUCUUCGGCUCAUCAACGGCGGCGCUGCCUCUCUCCAGCACUUCAGCAUCGAUGGCCACGAGAUGACCGUCAUCGCAAACGACUUUGUCGCCAUCGAGCCCUACCAGACGAACGUCGUCACCCUCGCGGCCGGCCAACGAAGCGACGUCCUCGUCACCGCAAACAUGUCCACCAACGGCGCCUACUGGAUGCGCAGCACCAUAGCCAGCUCCGACUCGUGCGCCUUCUCAAAGCAACCCACCGCCCUCGCCGCCAUCUACUACGACGGCGCCAACAACACCAACACCCGCCCCAACACCACCGCCUGGCCCCUCCCCGGCACCUGCGACAACGACCCCCUCGACCAAACCGUCCCCCUGUACCCCAUCCCCGCCGACCCGCACCCCUCCACCACCCUCGAAACCGACUUCAGCUUCACCGUCAACGCCACCGGCCACCCCGUCUGGACCGUCAACGACCGCGGCUUCCACGGCGACUACAACGCCCCCGUCCUCGCCCUCGUCGCCAGCGGCAACACCACCACCAGCAGCACCUCCUCCUUCCGCCCCGAAUGGAACGUCUACAACGUCGGCGGCAGCGGCACCGCCACCAGUACCACGUCCGCCGCGCGCGUCGUCAUGCACAACAACUCCAGCAUGUCGCACCCGAUGCACCUGCACGGCCACAACGCGCAGAUCCUCGCAUCCGGGCCGGGGACGUGGGACGGACACACCGUCGACAAUCCACAGAACCCCCCGCGCCGCGACGUCUACCAGCUCCCGCCCGACGGCCACCUCGUCAUCCAGUUCGCGCUGGACAACCCGGGGGUGUGGCCGCUGCACUGCCACAUCUCGUGGCACCUGUCUGCGGGCAUGUUCGCGAGCCUGGUGGAGAGGGCGGGGGAGAUUGCUGGGGUGGUGGGGAGGAGUGGUGGUGCGGGGGGGUUGGAGGGGGUGAGGGGUGUGUGUGCGGGGUGGGAUGCUUGGUCGAGGGGGAAUGUGGUGGGGCAGGUGGAUAGUGGGGUUUGA
Diplodia corticola is the source of this 1827-nucleotide messenger RNA. RefSeq names its product laccase-1 precursor. Bases 1 to 1827 code for a protein of 608 amino acids. Gene Ontology annotation, molecular function: copper ion binding; oxidoreductase activity. The record is from RefSeq and is a predicted model, not a curated record. NCBI's taxonomy places the organism in Eukaryota, Fungi, Ascomycota, Dothideomycetes, Botryosphaeriales, Botryosphaeriaceae. The transcript is spliced from 7 exons.